Messenger RNA from Pyricularia grisea, 537 nucleotides. RefSeq lists its product as uncharacterized. Lineage: Eukaryota; Fungi; Ascomycota; Sordariomycetes; Magnaporthales; Pyriculariaceae. The record is from RefSeq and is a predicted model, not a curated record. Bases 1 to 537 code for a protein of 178 amino acids. Gene Ontology annotation, molecular function: transmembrane transporter activity. Gene Ontology annotation, biological process: transmembrane transport. The transcript is spliced from 2 exons.
AUGACGAGCCGAGAGGCCAGAUUCGCCGCCCCUCGAAGCCGACGACGUGGCAAUCGCCGAGCGCUACACCAUAUGGAGCGAGGGCAAACGCCGACUCCUAGCCUUUAUGCUCGGCCAUCUCUGCCUUGCCACCAUCUACUCCCCCUUGUUGACCUGCUGGCGCGUCGCUACCACGUCUCAACCCACGAAAUCAAGCUGACCAUCACGAUCUACGUUCUCCUCCAGGGGAUAGUGCCGGUGAUAUGGUCGCCGCUCUCAGAAACGUGGCGCCGCCGGCCCGUCUACCUAGCCACCUUUGGCAUUUUGAACUCCGCGUCGCUCGGCUUCUUCAGUGUCGAUCGCGACCACUGUGCGCUGGGCGCUUAUAUUCCUGAGGCCCUGCAGGGCGUCGACGGCUCGACCAUACUGGCGAUCGGCUACGCGCCCGUCUCGGACUUUGCUAUGCACUCGGAGCGCAGCAGGUAUUUUGUCUCUUUCUUGACCGCUGCCACCUUGCAUCGGGCCUGUCGUCGGCGCCGGGAGACUCUUGGCGACUGA